This is a messenger RNA of Trichomycterus rosablanca, 1517 nucleotides long. RefSeq lists its product as uncharacterized. The record is from RefSeq and is a predicted model, not a curated record. Gene Ontology annotation, biological process: regulation of sodium ion transmembrane transporter activity; sodium ion transport; regulation of heart rate by cardiac conduction. Gene Ontology annotation, cellular component: voltage-gated sodium channel complex. Bases 209 to 871 code for a protein of 220 amino acids. The transcript has 5 exons. Gene Ontology annotation, molecular function: sodium channel inhibitor activity; transmembrane transporter binding. NCBI's taxonomy places the organism in Eukaryota, Metazoa, Chordata, Actinopteri, Siluriformes, Trichomycteridae.
CAGUACAGGGACACACACUCCCAGUACAGGGACACACACUCCCAGAGAACUGCACUGAAUUUACUGGAACUUUACUGGAACUUUCACUGACUGUGUGGAUUUCUUAAGAAAGAACCCUGAAGGCAGGUCCAGUCCUGCAGAGCUGAGAAGUGCACAAGAGUCAACAAGAUUUAAAGUUUGUAUUUAAUAAUUUAAAGCUUUUUUGAUAAUGACACUGCCGGUCAGAGCACUUCUCACUGUCUGGAUCAUUGUUAUGGUCGCGUGGCAGUGCCAGGCCGGCUGUGCCGAUGUGGACUCCAUGACCGAGGCGGUGGCGGGUAACGACUUCAUGCUGGGGUGUAUCUCCUGCAAACGACGAGCGGAAGUGAACGCCGCUGCCACAGUGGACUGGCACUUUAAACCUUCUGGAGAAAAUGAUUCCUACCACAUUUUCCGGUAUGAUUAUCCAGAUGCUAACCCCCUGCACGAGGACUUUAAGUCUCGACUGGACUGGGCUGGAACUGAAGGAACGGCUGAUAUUCAGAUCGGAGCCAUUUACAUCCGUAACGUCACCUUUAACGACUCCGGCACUUACACCUGUACGUUCCAUCGUACUCUCUACAUAUCGUUCGGAGAGCAACAGGUUACCAUCCAAAAAACAGUGGAGCUCACAGUCCUGGCCAUAGCAAACCGUGAGUUGACAGCGGUGAUUUCGGAGAUCAUGAUGUACGUGCUGAUCGUGGGGCUGCAGCUCUGGAUGAUCGGGGUUCUGGUCUACUGCUACAAAAAGAUCUACGCUGAGAACGAAGCUCGUGAGGCCAGAAAAGCUCUACGGGACAAAAAGAAACUUAUCGACCCAAUGGACUCGUGUGAUGGAGUUCACAUGGAGUAGCUGCAGUUUUCAUCAUUAUUCUUAUACAUUAUAAUUUACUGCAGUUUUAUAAAGGUCAGGAGCUCCAAAUCUUAUAUUUAUCCAACACAAAUUCCAUAAAGGUUUGGACAUGAGUUAAAUAUUAAUCACUUAAUAGAUCUUUUACUUUAAGAGUUAAAUCAUUCUGGAGGAAGAGAUCUGGGGGGGUUUCUCAGUAUCUCAUGAAUGCAUUAUUGUUAUGGGGAUUUUUUCAUGACAUUUAUGGGUGGGAUGAUGGAACACAGUCGUGUCCCUUUGAGAGGUCUUUCUUUAGGACUAUUCUUCUGUAGAAGUUCAUAACGAACUCGUUUCUAAUGUGUCUAAUGUUUGUUUGACUCUACACCACGUGUCGUCUAACACUAAAUACUUAUGAUUGUGCAAAUCUAGUAGUGGACACCAGUAGUGGACACUGACUCUCCGUGAUGGACCUCAAAUGAUGUCCAGUAGAGGGCAGCUUCUAUCUUCAGCUCUACAUGUAUGGGCACAGAGAAGUCACCAGCGUAUUCAGUUCUUAUCAGUAAUGAGGAAUUAGGAACGUUCUGCACCACCAGAUCAAUCAUAUCAGCUGCUGUUUGUAAAUUCUCACUCUGAUUUGUAGAAAAGACACAAUAAACUUAUUUUUUAGAAA